CAGGAAAUCCUGGUGGUCUUGGUAAUUUUCAGAACUGUAGAGACCUUGUCUUUUAUGCUAGAAAGGAUUAGGAAGCGAAUAUUAGCUUCAAUACUAAUCCAUUUAACUUAACCUCAAAAUUACAUGUUGCAUGUUUAACACUUUCAAAUCAGUGAGUAAAAUAUCACGCUGUUAUGUGAUUCUUUCCAUAGACGGCAUUUGACUACCCUGACAAUAUAACCAGUACUAAAUAGAUUUUGAGCUUGAGUUAAUUAGCAUAAAGAAAAUGAAUUUUAAAUGGCACAUUAUUACAAGAUUGCCUAUUAUGUUAAGUAGCCGAUUAAUCACUCUACCUAAAUAUAAAAUAAAAAUGUAUUCUGGAUAUUCAUUUUUUUCCACUCAAUCAUCGUUUGGUCAGAAUAAUGUUAUAGAAGACGUACAACUUCGAUCUAUAAAUCAAGUAUCUGCCACAGAAACAGAUGAUGUUCGCAGAGCUCGUUUAUUAUAUCAAAGUAGAAAGCGUGGAAAUUUGGAAAAUGGAAUUCUUUUGAGUACAUUUGCUGCUAAAUACCUGAAUUCAAUGACUCAUGAACAACUUAUUGCAUAUGAUAGUUUAAUCAAUCUACCAGACAAUGAAUGGGACAUUUACUAUUGGAUUACAAAGGCAAAAGAAGCCCCAAAAUACUUUCAAACUGAUGUAUUACAACUUCUUCAAGAACAUUGUCAAAACAAUAAGAACGAACUACGAAAUGAACAGCCUAGUUUAUAUUAAUUAUGCUUUAUACAAAAAAACGGUUGAAUAGUUUUAUUUUGUUGUUGCUUUUUUUUCACUAGAAAUUUUCAUCUCCUUUUUUCUCUCUCACACACUUUCUCAGUUCAGUAAAAAUGUUUUGAUCAUCUAAAAUUUUAUUCAGUCCAAAUUGGAUCUAGUUCUUUUUGUUUCACGGAUAUUUGUAUAAAAUGAAUCAUUUUCAACUUCAUUUUCUUUUCUUAUGUAUAUAAAUAACGUUGAAUCCAUCUGCUUUGCAAAAUCAAUUUUAUAAUAUCUCCCUAUAGGUUAAUGAUUAAUAAUAAAAUUUCUUUAAACACCAA
Molecule: messenger RNA, 1071 nt
Organism: Schistosoma intercalatum
Lineage: Eukaryota; Metazoa; Platyhelminthes; Trematoda; Strigeidida; Schistosomatidae
Source: the annotation of a GenBank genome assembly